Cryphonectria parasitica EP155 is the source of this 1603-nucleotide messenger RNA. RefSeq lists its product as uncharacterized. The record is from RefSeq and is a predicted model, not a curated record. Gene Ontology annotation, biological process: pyruvate decarboxylation to acetyl-CoA. Gene Ontology annotation, cellular component: intracellular membrane-bounded organelle. The transcript is spliced from 4 exons. The coding region runs from base 10 to 1242 and encodes 410 amino acids. NCBI's taxonomy places the organism in Eukaryota, Fungi, Ascomycota, Sordariomycetes, Diaporthales, Cryphonectriaceae. Gene Ontology annotation, molecular function: pyruvate dehydrogenase (acetyl-transferring) activity.
AUCGCCGCCAUGUUCUCACGGGCAGUCAGACAAGCGGCUGUGCCUCUGCGCACUACUCGGCCUUCCAUUCCUCUAGUGGCCGCCAGACGAACCGUCACUACGAAUGCCGCCUCGUCGAGCGUCGAUAAGAGCGCAGUCCCCCAGUCCGACGACGAGCCUUUCAUCGUCAACCUGAACGAUGAGAGCUUCGAGACCUACGAGUUGGACCCCCCUCCAUACACCCUCGAGGUGACCAAGAAGGAGCUGAAGAAGAUGUUCUACGAUAUGGUUGUCAUUCGACAGAUGGAGCUGGCUGCCGAUCGGCUUUACAAGGACAAGAAGAUCCGAGGUUUCUGCCAUCUUUCCACCGGCCAGGAGGCCGUUGCCGUCGGCAUCGAGCACGCCAUCACUAAGGAGGACGAUCUCAUCACCGCCUACCGUUGCCACGGCUUCGCCCUCAUGCGCGGCGCCACUGUCCGGUCCAUCAUCGGCGAGCUCCUCGGUAGACGCCAGGGUAUCGCCUAUGGAAAGGGUGGAUCCAUGCACAUGUUCGCCAAGAACUUCUACGGUGGCAACGGUAUCGUCGGUGCUCAGGUCCCUGUUGGUGCUGGUCUGGCCUUUGCUCACAAGUACAACGGCCGCAAGAACAGCUCGAUUAUCCUGUACGGUGACGGUGCCAGCAACCAGGGACAGGUCUUCGAGGCUUUCAACAUGGCGAAGCUGUGGAAGCUGCCCGCUCUGUUCGGCUGCGAGAACAACAAGUACGGUAUGGGUACGGCGGCUGCUCGUUCCUCUGCCCUAACGGACUACUACAAGCGUGGCCAGUACAUCCCUGGCCUGAAGGUCAACGGCAUGGACUGCCUGGCUGUCAAGGCUGCGGUCAAGUACGGCAAGCAGUGGACUGACGCCGACAAUGGCCCUCUCGUCCUCGAGUACGUCACCUACCGGUACGGAGGCCACUCCAUGUCGGACCCUGGCACCACCUACCGUACCCGUGAGGAGAUCCAGCGCAUGCGCAGCACCCACGACCCCAUCUCGGGCCUGAAGCAGCACAUCCUGGACUGGUCCGUCGCGACCGAGGAGGAGCUGAAGGCCAUCGACAAGGAGGCUCGCAACCACGUCAACGAGGAGGUUGCCGCCGCCGAGGCCAUGCCCGCGCCCGAGGCUACCCCCCAGAUCCUGUACGAGGACAUCUACGUCCGGGGAUCGGAGCCGCCUUUUAUCCGGGGACGUACGCCUGAUGACAACUUCUACUUUGCCUAAAUGGGUCGAGGUAAAAAUUUAUUGGACACAAAGAGAAGUGAAGCACUGUGCACUACCCUGGCCUGGCGUUCUGCAUGUACAAUACCAAGAAAGAUAAGAAACAGUGGAUUGGACUAGGAGGAAAACCGGGAUCCUAUAGAAAUACUAAGUACUCGGGGGAGGUUCAUUUCAUUCCAUAAUUAAUUUCUGAGCGAUGAGUCGAGGAACCAAUGUGACAAAAAGUGCAAGGUAGAGAGAGAAAGACAUACCUUCACAAUCAUGCGGACGAGGAGUCGCUUGUCGAGUAACACCUACCUAGUGCACCUCUACCUAGUACGCUGUACUAGGAGGAGGGUUCAAUUUCACUUUCUAUCUUAUCCCU